Durusdinium trenchii is the source of this 1026-nucleotide messenger RNA. Lineage: Eukaryota; Dinophyceae; Suessiales; Symbiodiniaceae. The record is from the annotation of a GenBank genome assembly.
UGCUUUUGUUUGGAAACGAUCCCUUCUUGAGCAUAGCUGUGCGGCACUUGACACGUGCCAUGAAGAUCCUGUGGGCCUUGCUGGCGAUGGUGUUGGGGGCGAAUGGGAUGACCUGCCCGGGCUCGAAUUCCUUGAUACAUGCCUCUGCACAGGUGGUAGCCAUCGCUGGAUCAUCUUGUAAAGAUGUGCACGAGGAAAUUCUUGCACGAGUCCAGUCCAAGUGGCAUGACCCGCACAACGGAGGAACCUACAGCCUUGUCUCUGCUACGGCACUCCAGCUACAACUGAAGCGCUUGACCGGAGACAAGAAGUACACGGACAAAAUGACCAUAACCCUUUCUGACACUAAUGGAAAGUGUAUGAUCAUGGGUUGCUCGGAGUCACAGGUAUUCUCCAUUGGGGACAAGUCCACCAACUUUUGCAACCUGCACAACCUUUACUGCGGUUCCGCGGGCGGCUGUCAGCCUGUGAAGCACGACUUUGCUGUCAGCGAGACCAAGAUUGACACUUCUAUUGGUGCUGGUUCAAACAGACAAGUAUGCCUCGGACCGGUUUUUCAGUGAGAUGCAGUCGCCCCAAAGCGAUCUGAGGGAUCUGAAGGGUGCGGAUUUGUGCUUCUCAAUGAAACUACAUCUUUGAGGCUGUGUUGUACGAUGGGAGGUAGGCAUGGUGAUUUUGAACCAUCGAUGAUCUCAAAUCCCCAACUCAUCUCCAAUCAUGAAUCACGACCUGGCCGACAGCACAGACGAUUCCUGAGUAGAGGGGAAGAAGGUUCUCAAUUGACAAACUGAAUCGGAAUAGUUGCUGUGCUACGAAGAGAGUUCUCAGCGACUUUGAAGUGCCAAUAUGUACAGAAAAAAACGGCACUUCGGGCCGACUUCGGCUGAGAGGGUGAGAGAUUCCUGGUUCUAGCUGAGAUCAAUGAAUCAACAGUUUAGGAUUGGAACAUAGAACAUAUAUUCCAUUCUGGGUGUUGCUCGGUGUUCAUGUCAUUAAAAGACAGGCAAACCAUGCAGUGACAAGCGA